AUGAUCCAGCUGACAGCCACCCCUGCAAGUGCCCUCAUGGAUGAGCCAGUGCACAUCCGCGUGACAGGCCUGCCCCCAUUGCAGAUAGUGACCCUCAUGGCAUCUCUGAAGGACGAGAUGGGAAAUGUGUACCGGUCCAAAGCCUUCUUUAAGGCUAAUGAGGCCGGUGAGCUGGACCUGGAGCAGGAUCCUGCAUGUGGAGGUGACUAUGUGGGGGUCCAUCCGAUGGGCCUCUUCUGGUCUAUGAAGUCUGAGAGGCCUUUCUGUAGGCUGAUUAAGCGGGAUGUAAUGAACAGCCCCUUUUGGGUCACCCUGGACCUGUAUGACUCAGUUUGCUUGCAAGAUUCAGUCACGCUUCAGCCCAGGGCCCGCCAGACGCUGCAGCGCUGGUUCUCGGUUCCUGAGGUGCAGCGGGUGCAGAUCCGAGAAGGUCGCGUGCGAGGAGCCCUUUUCCUCCCGCCAGGGGAAGGCCCUUUCCCAGGAAUCAUUGAUUUGUUUGGGGGCAUUGGGGGUCUAGUUGAAUUUCGGGCCAGUCUUUUGGCUGCCCGUGGCUUUGCGAUGAUGGCAUUGGCAUAUUUCGCCUAUGAAGACCUGCCCAGCCAACUGCAGGAGGUAGACCUGGAUUAUUUUGAGGAAGCUGCCAACUUGCUACUAGCUAAUCCCAAGAUCCAAAAGCAAGGAAUCGGAGUGCUCUCCAUAAGCAAAGGUGCGGAGGUAGGGCUGGCCAUGGCCUGCUACCUGAAGCAGGUGGCAGCCACUGUCUGGAUCAAUGGGACCAACGCCAUCUUUGAGUCUCCGCUCAAGUACAGGGAUAUGGUUAUGACACCCAUCCCUUCGUUUCCGGAGCGCGUGCAGAUGGACGUCUCGGGGGCUGUGCGACUCCGCCACUACAAGGGGGACCCCCGGGAUAAACUGAAUCAGCAGAGCGUGCUUCCUGUUGAAAAGGCCCGGGGUCCUAUCCUCUUCAUUGUAUCAGGGGAUGACGAAUGCUUCAAUAGCAGAGAAUAUGCGGAGCAGGCCCUGGACCAGCUGCGGAGCCACGGGAGACGCAGCGGGAGAAUGCUGGUCUACCAGCGGGCGGGCCACCUCUUAGAGACGCCCCACGCGCCCUCCUGCUAUGCUUCUUGGAACCAGAGCCUUUCCGCCCCCGUGCUCUGGGGAGGGGACCGUAUUGCUCAUGGUGCAGCCCAGGAGCGCUCCUGGGCAGAGAUCCAGAAAUUCUUCAGGCAACACCUCCUUCCGACCAGAGGCAAAAUCUAA
Molecule: messenger RNA, 1260 nt
Organism: Diceros bicornis minor
Lineage: Eukaryota; Metazoa; Chordata; Mammalia; Perissodactyla; Rhinocerotidae
Product: acyl-coenzyme A amino acid N-acyltransferase 2-like
Exons: 3
Coding region: 1-1260 (419 amino acids)
Biological process (GO): fatty acid metabolic process; acyl-CoA metabolic process
Cellular component (GO): peroxisome
Molecular function (GO): fatty acyl-CoA hydrolase activity
Source: RefSeq, a predicted model, not a curated record